Molecule: messenger RNA, 3606 nt
Organism: Schistocerca americana (American grasshopper)
Lineage: Eukaryota; Metazoa; Arthropoda; Insecta; Orthoptera; Acrididae
Product: Krueppel homolog 1-like
Exons: 7
Coding region: 330-2360 (676 amino acids)
Biological process (GO): regulation of transcription by RNA polymerase II; embryo development
Cellular component (GO): nucleus
Molecular function (GO): DNA-binding transcription factor activity, RNA polymerase II-specific; RNA polymerase II transcription regulatory region sequence-specific DNA binding
Source: RefSeq, a predicted model, not a curated record
UGUGGUGUUGAAGACAGUGCCCGUUUGUCGCAGCUUCGCAACUAUUUUGUUUCGAUCUUCUUUUGUGCAAUAUAUACUUCCACAAAAGACAAUUGAGCAUCAUAUCAACGUAUUUAUAAAAACACAAGUUCAACAAGCAGCAAGACACAGCUAUGGCUCUCUCUUUUUCUUGGAUGCAUCACCUGAGCUGCAACUAGGAUGCGAGGUGUACAUCAUGCUAAAAUUUGCUGCUCAAAUUCGUGUUUACUUACAACAUAGUACUUAUGUGAUCAGCAACAUCCCACUGCAAAACUCGUGAACAGAAUAACUCCAAGCUUUGAUAAGUCAACAUGUACCGAAGCAGAGAUGGUGUGCUGGAGCUUGUCGUGCGUGAACGAACAGUGAAGACAGAGGAAGUAGUAGCAUCAGACCAAUUAUUCAUCAAAACAGAAGAUGAUGUGCCAUCACCGGAUACUGAGGGAACACCGGGUUCUGAGCCAGAGUAUACAUCGUUGCAAUCAUCAGGUCGAUACAUGGGUGCACGGCGAGGUCAAAUCCGAUUCAAAGUGGUUAGUGAAGAGGAUGUAGAAGCAGAAAGAGAAAGACAACGUCAGAAUGACUCUAGAGAUCCAACCACUCCUCGAACUCACUUUGUACGUUAUGCCCGUGUUGGUGAUAAGACUGUCAAACUUUGGGAGUGUGGCUACUGUGGGAAAGAGUUCCGUCAUCAGUACACUCUAACACGUCACCUGCCAACACAUACAGGUGAACGCAACUUUCGAUGUGAAGCCUGUGGAAAAGCAUUCCGUCAGUUGAGUACCUUGUCACAACACCGUGCCAUACAUACAGAUGCCCGGCCAUAUGUUUGUGAGAUGUGUGAGAAGACGUUUAACAGGGUAUCAACACUUAUAUCACACAGGAAAACUCAUUCUGAUUAUAAGCCCCAUCGUUGUCCAACUUGUGGGAAAGGCUUCCACCAAAAAGGCAAUCUCAGAAACCAUGUGUUCACACACACCAAUGAAAGACCAUACAAGUGUGAACUCUGUGGAAAGGGUUUUAAUCAAAUGUCAAAUCUUGUGUGUCAUCGUGCUCACUCACACGGUGAUCGUGCACGUUAUACUUGUUACAUCUGUGACCUAGAAUUUACACGGAAAGGUGCAUUACGUGCUCAUGAAGAAUAUAAACAUGGUGUGCGUUUUCGUGGGCCUCAUCCUCGGGUAUCUGGAAACAGCUCUUCUAGUAACAGUGCAAAUGUUGUUAACACUCAGAGUGACCCAAAAACAGCAGGUGGUGUUCUUAUUGAUCCUAUCAGAACUCGUGCCAUGCAGGUGGCAGAACGGGAGGGUCAGACUCCAUUUGCACUGCUUAAACCAGCAAGAGGUAUCCCUGUUUUAGUUAAGGUGCACCCUGCACCUGGUCCUGGACGACGUCAGAUGUUAGUGCCAGCUACUGCAGAGGAUCUGCGACAGGCAGGCAAAAUAACUGUUGCUCAAGGAGAAGGUGGUGGAGCUCACCGCUCACCUGGUGCAAAAGUUAAAGCUGUGCAAAUAAAGGUUCCUGUUGUUGCUACUGUUGUACAGGUGAUUGCACCAGAUGGCUCUCUGAGGAUUCAAGUUGAACCACCAGCACCAGAGUAUGAUCUCGGUUCUGAUGGUGGCCGAACAUUGGAGACAGCCACGGAUGAUACAGAAACUGAUUCCAUAGAUAGGAAAUUAGAUCAUGACGAUGGAGAGACACAAACUAUACAACAUGUGUCCCACUCCCAUACGCAACCUGAAAGUGAUCAAGUUUGUACUCCGAGAGAUGAAAUUCAGGCAGAAGAAGAAAGAAACGAGCACAUGGAAGCAGAAGCUGAAACGGAACCCAGAUCUAUGGUAGAAGUAGAAAUGAGUGAAGAACCCCAACAGGAUCUCUUGCGUAUGGCACGUGCUGGUGACAUUCAGUUUGUUAAGGAUGCAGGAGAUGGCACAUAUCAAGUGCUCUCGGAGCAGGAAGCUGCCGAAAUAAUCAGACAUCCUUCAGCAGCUGCUGUAGAGGUGCUGGAUGCAGAGGUUGAAGUAGAUCCAUCUGAAGUCGUAACAGAAGAAAUACAGGCUACCACAGAGGCAGCAGAAGGGACAUCUUUAGGAGCUCUAGUGGAAGCUAUAAGAUCUGCAGGCUACUGUGUGCACGAGGAUGGCGAGCGCAUAGUCAUCACUUCAGAAUUAGGGGAUGUUGACGAAGGAGUGAUUGAAGUGGAACCUCAACAAGUGGUCCAUCAGGAAAUUGUUUACCGGGAAGAAGGAGACUGUGAGGUUGCAUCACCCCCAUAUGUUCUGCUUGAGGAGACAGCAGAGGUGGUCACAGAAGUUGCUACUGAGAUAGUAUCAUCUGAUUCUUGAGGUCAGUGUAGCCACCUGCCAGCUGCUCCUCAGCAUUAUGUUCUGCUUGAGGAGACUGGCAGAGUGGUAUCUAGUGCCAUGGAAACAAUCUCAUGAAGCACUCACAUUGAACUCGGCCACACAACUCAGGGAACAAGGUUAAUGUAAUGUGUGGCAUGCAACUUUAACUAUUGUGGCUUUUGACGAGAGUGCACAGUAAUUUAAAAUGAAAUAAUCAAAAUAUUAAUGUACAGAAUUCUAAUUAAUUAAUAAAAAUGUUUUACAGUAACCUCCAGCAGUUGCAGCUUGUUGACAUUUGCUUAAUUUAUUAUUAUUAUUUAUUUUUGAAACAUGCUCAGAUUCGCAGCAGAAAAAAUUAUCCUAAUUAUAUAAUGAUUUUUCCAUGUUGUUGUUCUUGUCUUGGCGGUGUGCUGGAAUAUCCCUUUAUUCCUUAGCACUGCUAAGACAGUAACACCAUUGAAAAAAUUUUAUUUAACUGGUACAAUAAAUGUUUGUCUAUUGUCAAAAUUGCCUGGCAGUUAGGUUUAUGUCUUGAAACUCAUAUUUAAAAAAUAAUUUGAAAAUUAAACAAGAUACAAGUACCAACUAAUUAAGACUGGCAGUGGUUACUGUGAAAACACAUGAUAAUUUUAGUAAAAUUCCACUAUAGAUAAAAACACAUAACAUGGCUAUAAAUUAUUCCCAUUAAUGCAGUAUUGUCAAAUUUGUACGAGUUUGUUUUGUCAUGCACAUCUCUAUUACAUAUUGUUCUCUCAGAUAUUGUUGCUUAACAGAGUGUCUUCUACAAAGGUCUGUUAGUUGUGCCUGUUCCUUUUGUAUAUUAUAUUAAGAAGAGGCGUGGUGAAAGUGUUUUGAACAUCGGAACCUGUGGCAAUCAACAAUCUUAUAAUUACAUACUAUGUAAAUAACAAUGUUGCACUUUCUGAAAUAUUGUAUUAUAUUCCAAUCCUUGAGCAUUUAUAAUCUUGUCAUUUUAUGCCUGGAAUAUAAUUUACAGAUUAUCUGAUAUGGUAAAUUGCUGUUUAACCCUAUAGUAUGAUUUGACAUUAUGAUGUCAUGACUGAGUAUUGUGUACAAUUUUAAAACAUAGCAAGUGUCCACAGUUAACUGUGGAUUCAUAGGUGGAACAACAUACAUUUUUAUUUGAGUGUUAGACUUAAAAUGUAUAAGAUGAACACUUACAUUGUUUUUAUGACUUUUUAUUUCCUUUGAAAACUGAGCACUUUGUUUUAAAACAAGUUAUGUA